Messenger RNA from Alnus glutinosa, 3424 nucleotides. RefSeq lists its product as uncharacterized. NCBI's taxonomy places the organism in Eukaryota, Viridiplantae, Streptophyta, Magnoliopsida, Fagales, Betulaceae. The record is from RefSeq and is a predicted model, not a curated record. The transcript has 2 exons. Bases 1 to 1578 code for a protein of 525 amino acids.
AUGAGCCAUAAUUUACUCAUACAUAAGCCGUGGGAGUCAUUAGAUCAGCUGCGAGACACCCUGACACAAUCUAAGGAAAAUACACACCGAAUGGUGGAAUACUCACGCCUAAUGAUGUCUAAAUGGAACCAGGUUACUGAAAUUAUCCAGGACCUUGUACAAGAAGAAGCAGUACACGUGCACCCACAAAAUGCAAACCCGGCUCCAACUCUUUUUGAACCCUUCGACGAUCCACCGCAGUCCGGCGUCCUUCGAGAUGCUGUAGACGAUUCCAUUCCAGCCACGAAGUUCGAGCCCAUGGAUGAGCCGUCUGUGCCGGCAGUGACGGAGCCGAAUAAGGUGGUUCAGCUCUGGCGCGUCGAUUCAUGGACCAUGAACAAGCCGUCUCUUCUGUCGAAAAUCGAUUCCCUGGACGCACAACUUGUACCGGAGGUGAUGAAGCAGAAUGUGGAGAAGCCAUUUCCACCUUUGGUUGUUUUUGAUAACAACGUGCAGCUCUCGCUUGCAGACAUAUCGGUUGAGUUGCAAUUGGUGGCCCGGAAGCAUCGCUGGCGAUGGAAGCCAGUGAACGACGACGAAAAUGCAACGGCUAACAACUCGGCUGGUGCCGUUGAUGGAACCCAUAGAGCGCCUAAAGUGUUUUCCUCUUUUGGAUGCUACGUGUCCUUGCACACAGACAAGGUAGCAACGAGCCUGGACGCUCCAAGGUGUACAAAUGACUGCUACGUGGCAGUUGACUACCUCAGGCACCUUAACAACCAUACCUACGUGGCUUUUGCUACUGCUAAAGUCCAUUUUCUCAAAAUUGGCCCAUCUCUGUUCCAAGAGUGGCCUCAGUUGCUUGAGACGCAGCGGUCGACACCAAGUCAGCUCUGGCGCUAUCUAGUGUUUCAGCACUCAACCAAAACGGCUAAGCACCGAUGGCGUUGGAAGCUCCCUGGGUGGCGGACAUCGUGGGUGCCCAUAACUGGCAGCACGGACCUUCAGCACCUCUUAUGGAAGCGAACGGAGCCAAAUGCCCAAAUCGGGGGCAUGAAAAGCGAAGGCGUAGAGCUUUCUGUGUUGCUAGCCGAAACUCAAAGGCGCUGGGCCGUGGAACCAGAUCAUGUCCCUGACUGGAGGGAGCUUAUCCUGUUCAGAGGGCUGGCCGUGAGCGCUGCGUGGGAGACCCUCUUUUGCCUCAACACGCCUAAGCUCAAUCCGACGGUCGGAAUCGUUCUUUUCCUAAACAUCUCCGCUGGGUUACUCGGGUUCUUCUUCAUCCAAUCGAGACGAGCUUCAGGUCCACGCUUGGGUUUUCAUUUAAUUCCUUCACCAACUUUGCCCUUUACUUGUCCAAAAGGAAUUGAUUGUGCGUAUCCGCCCAGUGAGCUUGCGAGGCUCAAUCCCAGAGUUUGCUGGUACUGGUUGUCGGGCGACUGCUUUACGCCUACCUGGGUUUUUCAACACCCUCCUUUGGAUAGGCAUGCUGGCACGACACCUGUAUCUUUCCUCUGUUCAACACAUCUGACCAUACCCACGACAACAAGACAUAUGCCGGCCGUGAGACUGGGUCAGCACCAGUCGAAUCCCAUAUGAAUUCAUCUGCCAGUGCUUCUCAGAUUGCUGUUCGUGAGUUUGAUGAUGUUGUGCUUCGAUCAUAGUCCUGGCGUCCAGUAGAUGGGUUUUUUCAACGACGAUCUCAUUUCUGCACAGAUCAAGGUUCAGACACGCAAUUGGCAGACCCUAGUCAGUCAGAGGAACGCGAGAAUUCAUUUCCUAGCUUUGUUCUUCUUGUGGAUAAUACCUCGGAGAAUUUGUGCUAUGAGAAUGAUCUAGAAUAUUUGCUAGACCUUCUUACUGACCACAUAGAGCUGAAUAGCCGCUUCUUGGUAUAUGAUUUUGACGCUUCACUUGCGCACUUCUUUUUCGUAGUUCUGGUGGUUCUCGUGGGUUCACAGCCUCUUGCUCCAUUUAAUUUUUUCAAAUGGGCUGAGUCGGGUUUAUUUUCACAUGGUUCCAUAACGGUAGGCAAUGGGCUGCCAUUUGUUUGUCCGAAUGGGCUAGGUAAUUCUGGAUAUCCACCUGACUGGAGUUGUCUUCAACUGUGGACUUUGAGACUUCUGUUAAUUAUGAUUGAUCUAUAUGUGAUUUGCGGGCUUUUGGAUUAUGGGCGCAAGGUGUUUGACGAAAUGGCUGAUAGGGCUGUGCAUUUGGUCAUCUUCAAACACCGAUGGCUUUGGAAGUUUUCUUGUUGGUGGCCGUCGUGGGUGUCAAUACCGGGAGGCAGGGACCUCCGGCAUUUUUCAUGGACGCAAAUGACGAUGGCAUUACCGACUUUUCUCGAGCUCCUUGGGUGCACGGAGACGCUGGGUGAGGAAGACGACGAUGGGUGCCCACAUGGCCAUGGAUGCAGCUGUGUUUUGCAUGGGGAAGACAUUACCGUUUCUUGGUGUAUGUUUUUGAAGCUUCGAAAAUGGAGGGGCAUAAUCAGAAGCCAGACGAGCUUCAAAUCUGAGCUGCUUGCAGGGCCACGAAAAUUCCGUUGCAACGGGAUGACGCUUGCCUCAUUCCAUGACGGGCGAUAAUGGGUGCCAACGUGGCCAUGGCUGCAGAUUCCUUUUGCAUGGGUGAGAAUUUCUGGAAGCAAGGAUAACCGUAUUGAGCUUGAGUCUUGGACGGUUUUGGAGGCACGAGCUGAUGACGUUUUGAUACUUGUGGCUGGACCUUGGACGCAGUUCAACGUGGCAGCAGCAAUUCUGGACUUUGGACGCAAUUCAACGUGGCAGCAACAAUUCUGGACUUUGGACCGAGCUGAUGACGUUUUGGUUCUAGGUGCCAUUCUAUUACAAUUUCUUUGUAUAUGUGGCAGCAGCUCAACGUGGCAAUGGAUGCAACAAAAGUCUACAUUAUGGGCUUUCUCUCUUUAGACAGCUGAAGGGGUUUGAACUUUGCAAAUUGAAUGGGCCUCUAGUGUUCCACAAGCCUGAAUGGCCUAACUUUUGGGUGCUGUGUGGGCCAACAAUGGGAUUUUUAUUUUUUUAGUAUUAUUGCAUAGGUUAAUUGCAUUUCUUAUGUUUAGUUUGGUUUAUUUUCUUUUCUUUGUAAUUUUCCAAAACGCACCUCGAGGGCGAGGUGCUUUAAAGGGUGGGGCAAUGUAAGGGAUAUAAUGGGUAUGCAAGAGAUAUAAGGGGUAUUCUAGAAGGUAGUGAGCUGGAAGUAUCUGGGAACUAACAAUAUUCGGUUGGCAAGAAGGCUCUAGAAGGGGAUGAGGUGGCGGAAGGCACUCUCCUAUAAAAUCCCAUAGAAUGGAGAAGGAAGGUAUGAAAAGAGAGAAUAUUGAGUCUAGUUAGUAGUUAGUUUUGGAGAGCUCGGGCCUCUCGAAGAGCCCAUAGUUUGUAAGAGAAAUAGGCCUAUCCAAGAGCCUUAAUCCAUUGUUUUAUCA